This is a messenger RNA of Hydra vulgaris (swiftwater hydra), 1579 nucleotides long. The record is from RefSeq and is a predicted model, not a curated record. NCBI's taxonomy places the organism in Eukaryota, Metazoa, Cnidaria, Hydrozoa, Anthoathecata, Hydridae.
UUUUUGCUUAUCUUCGUACAAAUAGUUGAACAUAUGAAACGCGUGAAAAAAAAAAAGUUUAAGGAAUGAUAUUAAAAUAUUGCACAAUCUUAAGAUAAAUUAAAACUUAUUGGUUGAAUUUAAACAAAGGAUAACUUUUCAAAAACCGCGUAUUUGAGUAUUCUGAUUUUCACACUCGCAAAUACUACCCGAGGACCGUACAAGGUGAAGCUUUACAUGACACAUCAAGUAGGAGCUAUUUAUCACAUUUUUUUUAUAAAAUGACUAUGGAAAAAUAAUAAUGCAGCCCUUAAACAACUCCUUAGAGUAUGAAAAAUGAACAACAGUGGGAACUUUUAUUUAAAUUACACCACAAAAGUGUAUUCAAACCAAGUCAACUUUCAAUAUAUUACUAGAAUAGCUGUGGUUGCAACAAUUUCAUUUUUAGUGUUUUUUACAAACUUUAUUCAAAGUCGAAGAUUAUGGAAAAACCGUAUACUAUUGUCAAGAAAAAGAUACUACUACUUCUACUUUCUUUUUAACUUAAACAUAGUUGCUCUGAUGUCUUCUGUUUAUAUGAUAACUAUAACCGUAAUAUUUAAAUUACCGGUGAACAAUCCUGUCUUUACAAAUGCGCAUGGAAAACUAUUUUCUUGCUUACAAACCUUACUAACAGGAGUUUGCGUGUGGACAAUUACCUUUAUGGUUUGCAAUUUGGAGCACAAUAUGUUAAAAAAGAUGACCAAAAGCUUAGUACAAUAUCUAUGUUUUAUCUGGUUAGGUUGCCUAAUUUUAUCGUUACCGAGAUUUUUUUUUGAAUAUAAUAUAUAUUGGUUAAGCGUGAUACAUUGCAGACCUAGCAUUCCGUUUAAGAUCUAUAUUGUUGUAAUUUUUAUAUUUUUUUUUAAGUUACCUUUUGCAAUAGUAAUUUACAAAAAAGUGAAGAUCGCAAAACAAGUAUUAGGAUACGCGUUGUUGCUGUAUAAACGAAGAACGUAUUCUACUAUUACAACAUUUGCUUUGUGUAUUCUUGUUGUAUACUUAGUUUGUAGUUUGCCAAUUUUUUUGUUGGAAUCGGUUGUUUUAUUUUUAGAAGACACAACCUUUCAAAAGGAGCAGAAUUUGUAUGAGCUUUUAUUAUAUUUUUCAUGGAUUAAACAUCUUUUAUUCCCGCUAGUUUAUCACGUAAUGUUUGCACAAAAUAAAUCAUGCAAUAAUAAUCAGCAAAAUCAACGUCAGCCAAAUCAAAUUUAUUCAAGUUCGUUAUGUAACAAAAUUGAUUUAACAUCAUUUUUUCAAUCUUACUGUAAUUAUCUUCUUAUUGAUAGAAACUAUUCAUUUGAAAACACGAAUUUAAAAAAUCAUAAAGAUUUAAACAAUUUUUUAAUCAGGCAACCUGAAAAAAGCUUUGAUGAAAUGACUCUGCGUAAUGAUGUCAAAGAAAAAUAUAAUAUAUCGUCUAAACAACAUGACAGAUUUGACGCUUCGUUCAAACAAACAGUAUUUUAUAUUACAUUAAAAAACAAACACAGUAAAAAAAAAGAAAAUUUGGAACUUUGUGUGUCUCUUAUUUAAACUUGAAAAAAAAAGUAUAUUUUAA